Molecule: messenger RNA, 230 nt
Organism: Monoraphidium neglectum
Lineage: Eukaryota; Viridiplantae; Chlorophyta; Chlorophyceae; Sphaeropleales; Selenastraceae
Exons: 1
Source: RefSeq, a predicted model, not a curated record
AUGACGGGCCCCCCCGCCCCGGACGGCGCCGGCCCCCACGCCUGCCCGCCCGCCGGCAGCCCCGUCGGCGCGCUGUGCCGCGCGCUGCCCAGCUUUGCACGGCUGCCGCCUGUCGAGGCCGUCGUGUUUGCGUGGGGCGCGUCGGAGGACCACCAGCUGGGCCUCGACGCCACCGCCAACUGCAGCGGCCCCAAAGUGGUCGAGGCGCUGCUGGGGCUGCAGCUCAUGGG